Scomber japonicus (chub mackerel) is the source of this 6581-nucleotide messenger RNA. It is a transcript of the gene ptprja, whose product is annotated as protein tyrosine phosphatase receptor type Ja. Gene Ontology annotation, biological process: protein dephosphorylation. NCBI's taxonomy places the organism in Eukaryota, Metazoa, Chordata, Actinopteri, Scombriformes, Scombridae. The coding region runs from base 20 to 5155 and encodes 1711 amino acids. The transcript has 27 exons. The record is from RefSeq and is a predicted model, not a curated record. Gene Ontology annotation, molecular function: protein tyrosine phosphatase activity; protein binding.
CAACGGUGGAAAACCAGAGAUGACAAACACAGUCAAAACUGAUGCUGAGUUAUCUAACUUGAGCCCUGGUACAAACUACACAAUCACAAUUGUUGCCAUCGCCAGUGAUGGAAAAACAGAAGGAGACCCCUACACAUUCUCCUCAUUCACAAAACCUGCUGUGGUGAAUAAUCUCACUGAGACUGUGGUCACAACAUCAUCUGUGUCUCUGACCUGGACUGAACCGGAGGGCAACACAACCUCAUACAUAAUUCUGUGGAGCAAUAAUUCCGUGGAAGAGAAAGGCAUCACCAGUGAAACCAACUUUAUGAUCAAUGGUUUAAUCCCUGGAACCAAGUACAAUGUUACUGUGGCUGCAGUUGCUGGAGAUUCCUCAAACAUGGGAGAAGGAACCACAACACCAACUGUCACGAGGCCUGUGAAUCCUGAAAAUAUCACCGUCACAGCGCAAGGAACUAAUAAUAUGACCAUAAGAUGGACCUUACCUGAAGGGAGGGUGGAUCACUACAUAGUGAACAUCUCAAAUGGGAAUCUGCAAUUUUCAUAUAGCAAUACAACAACAAUCACCACAGCCCACUUUACCAGUUUACAUCCUGGGCGAGUCUUUGACAUCACAGUGACGGCUGUAGCUGGAAAGUUCAGCAAUACGUCUGACCAGUAUUCAUUUGCCACAGUUCCCAAGCCUCCUGGUUCCAUCACUAUCAGUCAGGUGACAAACACUUCGCUCUAUCUGCAAUGGGCGACUCCCACCCUGAUGGAGGGUGCUCCAGACAUCAGCUACCAUAUCACCUACCAGCCCAAGGGUGGUAAAUCACAAAAUGAAAGCAGCACAGUCAAUAACCAAACACUGUCCCUGUUGUCCUCUGGAACUGAAUACCAUAUAACUGUGAAAACAGUUGGGCCUCAAAAUUUUAUGAGUUCGGCUGUCAGUGACUCUGUGUACACUCUGCCCAACCCUGUGUUGAAUCUUGUAGCCAGCCCUAAUUCCACCACCUCAAUAAAAGUGAAAUGGUCAUUACCAUCGGAAGCCCAGCUGUACUACCGAUACAUUGUUCAAACCUACAGUGUUACAGGAACACUUGUUAACAAACAAAACAGCAUUAAUAAUACAAGCACUGAUGUACCUGAUCUGGAGCCAGGAACUAGAUACACUAUCAGUGUCACAACAAUGGCAGCAGAAGGAAUUACAUCCACAGCAGAACAGACCUUCAGUUACACAAUGCCCAAAGCAGUGACCAACCUCACAGUGACAGAUACAAAACCAACUGCCAUCCAGCUGACGUGGCUCAGACAAAGUGAUCAUAAGCCUUCCUACUCUUACCUGGUGAAAGCGCUCCUCGGCACCGAGGUGGUUCAGAAUAAUUCAGUGAAGAUGGAAAAUUAUACCUUCUUCAAUCUGAACCCUGGAACACCAUACAGUUUUGAGGUGUUCACAGUUGUAGAGGGAGUCAAGUCCACUGUGGAAAGCAUAUCAACCUACACAAAGCCUGAAGUAGUUUCUGACAUUGUUACUAUCGGAAGCACAACUAACAUGUCAGUGAGUUGGAAGCUUGCAUCAGGGCUGGUGGAUUCCUACACUGUCCUGCUCUACAGAGACUCACAGUUAGAGAAAAACAACACGGAUCUGAGCAACACUACUACAAACACAGUGUUUCAUGGCCUGAAACCAGGAGUGCUUUACUGCGUGGUGGUGAUCACCAAAAGUAGACCUUCUGAAAGUAAUAAUGCAAGUGAAAAAUGCAACGCAACUUUUCCCAACCCUCCUGGCCUCAUCAUGGUGGAGUCGCAGACUGUGAAGUCCAUCAACUUCACCUGGGCCUUUCCAGAGGACAUGGACCACUCUCAGUACAACUUCAGUGUAUCCACUGUCAACGGCUCUUUUAUAAUCCAAAACAACUGGUUCCUGCUAUCCAAGCUCCAAUCUGGAACCCCCUACCGUAUCUCUGUUGUUACUGUAGGUGUGCAGAAUUAUGAAAGCACAGCUGUGACAGCAGAAAACUACACCAGACCGUAUCCUGUAACUAUGCUGAGACAGACAGAAAUCACCACAAAUGCAGUGACUUUGGUGUGGGAGCAGCUGGAGAAAAAAUCUGACUACUCAUACCUGGUGCAGAUCACAAAUGGAUCUCUUUCUCAAAUCCCAACUACAACAUUCACAUUCACUGGACUUCUCUCUGGGAGCAACUACAGCUUCAUUGUCACUACACAAACAGUAGAUGGCACCCAAGCAGAUCCUGUGACAGUAUCCUACUUCACGCGGCCAUAUAAUGUUACGGAUUUGCAGGCUGAAACUUUGAACACAACUGCUAUACGUCUGGUUUGGAUGAAACCGCUAGAGUACAAGGUUGACUAUACAUAUCAGGUUAAGACAACUGUAUGUGGCAACAAAAGCAAAACCCUGGCAGAAGAAGGCACAGAGAUCUCAGAGCUCACCCCUGGCACCGCCUGCACCUUCUGUGUUUUUGUCAAGGCCAAGGAUGGCAUAGAAGGGAAAGCGUCCUGCAUCUCUCAGUACACCAGACCUGAGGCAGUGCAACCCAUUGUCUCCAGCCAGGGCUACAAUAGUUCAAUCCUGGUGUCAUGGACAAAUCCUCCUGGGAACGUGGAGUAUUAUAUGGUUUAUCUAGCUAGCACUUCCUCAGGUUUUCAGCAACAGCAAAUGAACUCUACCAAUAUGUCUGUGCUGUUUGAGAGCCUGUCAGCUGGAACGAACUAUACCGCCUGGGUGAUCUCACAUAGUGGACCCUUCAAUGUAUCAUCUGAAAAGGUCACUAAUGCUACCUUUCCAAACCCUCCUGGACCAAUUGAGAUCAUGAUGAAGACAACCGACUCCAUUACCAUUAAAUGGAUGGCUGCUCCUCUGAUGACCAAUGGAUCAUUUUACUACAAGCUGAAAAAUAUAUCACCCUUGGGAAGUGGAUAUAUCAUUACCACAAACAACAGCUAUACUUUUGCUUUCUUGGAUUCUGGGACUUCGUACAACAUCUCUGUGGUAACAGUUGGGGUGAUGGAUUUUAAGAGUGACAAGGUUCAGAGUCAGGCCACCACAAAGCCAUUCCGUGUGACGAAGCUUGAGGUUUCUACAAGCGAGAAGAGCAUUAUAGUCAAGUGGGAUGAACCGAAACAACACAAAACCAGCUAUAGUUACAAUUUGACCGUGCAAACAUCAGAUGGUUCAAUCAUUUACUACAAAAUUAAACAACAACCACAUAGUAUCAAGGACCUGGUUCCUGGCAGCCGCUACACAGUGAACGUCAUCACAGAGACCUCAGAUGGAACACAGAGUGAUUCAACCUCAAUUUCCAGUUGCACAAAUGCAAGCCCAACAAAAAUGUUCACAUAUGAAGCUCCAAACAAAAUAAAUGCAGAACUCAUCCUGUCCUGGAUAAAUCCUGAAGGCAGUUACACAGGCUUCAAGAUCACUGGAGACUACAUCCCUGAGGAAACCUUAACAAGGACCUGUAAUCCAAACUGUAGUCACACUAUCUCCGGGCUCAAACACUACUCGAUAUACAAUCUGAGUUUGAAAGUGCUGAGCUGUGGACUACCCAGCACUCCGGUGUCUCUCAGCUGCAAGACAGGCAUCACAAAUCCACCAAUUGCACAAAAGCAUGAGAAACUGGUAACAGUGACUAAGAAAACGUACAACAAGUUCUCCCUUCAGAUCAAUUCCACGCUCCUGAAUAACACGCAUGGUCCAAUCACUCAUGUUGGUGUUCUGGUGGCAAACAAUCUCCCUAAAGCUAACAGUUCUAAUCUGACGAUCUACUUGGGGAAAACGUACGAACAGUGGACUGAAAAGAGUACUCUUGUAUACCUGGCAACAGUGACAGACAACAGCCAAUCACGCAGUGGAGGAAAUGAUCUGAGCAUAGAAAUAGGAGGUGAAGAUGAAUAUGGCUCCUACACUAAUGGUAUCCUCAAGGCCACUGGAACAUACCAAUAUGCCAUUGUGUUGUUCACCAGUCUGAUUCUGGACAACGGCCUUGUGAACAUUCAGAAGUCACUGUUCUCAAUAACAUCUUUAUAUUCUGCUGUAGUCCUCCCACAGAACCCAGCCGUCAUUGGAUUUGCUGUCGGAACAACAUUGGGAAUUUUUUGCGUUCUCUUCGUCAUCCUCAUUGGCUUCAUUAUCUACUGGAAAAGGUUAUCCAACAAAGACUCGUCUGAUAUCCAGAUUCAUUCUAUGAGAAGUGUGGCAGUGAGGGUGGAGGACUACGAAGCUUACUACAAGAAGCAGAAAGCAGACUCCAACUGUGGCUUUGCAGAAGAGUUUGAGGACCUGAAGCUUGUUGGUACAGGUCAGUCAAAAACAAGCGCUCUGACUCUGGAGAACAAGCCCAAGAACCGCUACAACAACGUGCUUCCCUAUGACUCGUCUAGGGUGAAACUCUCUAUUAUCCAUGGGAGUCCAUAUGAUGACUACAUCAAUGCUAACUACAUGCCGGGUUACAACUCGAGGAAGGAGUUCAUUGCAGCUCAGGGUCCUUUGCCCACAACAGUCAGCGAUUUCUGGAGGAUGAUCUGGGAGAAGAAUGUUCAGACCCUGGUCAUGCUGACACGCUGCAAUGAACAGGGAAGAGUGAAAUGUGAGCAGUACUGGAAUUCUGGCAGCAGGCACUUUGAAAACAUCACUGUGAAAACGACCUCUGAAAUACCACUUGAAGACUGGACCAUCAGGGACUUUGACAUCAAAAAUAUGAAAACAGCCGAAACCCGCACAGUGCGCCAGUUCCACUUCACAGCGUGGCCAGACCACGGGGUACCUGAAACCACUGAGCUCCUCAUCAGCUUCAGACAUUUGGUCAGAGAGCACAUGGACCAAUACUCCAGACACUCUCCUACUGUGGUCCACUGCAGUGCUGGUGUGGGGCGUACAGGUACCUUCAUAGCCAUCGACCGUCUGAUAUUUCAGAUUGAAAGGGAAAAUAUUGUGGACGUGUAUGGCAUCGUCCAUGAUUUGCGCAUGCACCGGCCCCUCAUGGUGCAGACAGAGGACCAGUAUGUCUUCCUAAACCAAUGUUCAAUGGACAUCAUCAGAUCAAGAACUGGAACCAAUGUGGAUCUAAUCUACCAAAACACUGCUGCACUCUCCAUUUACGAGAACGUAGAACCCAAAAAAGGUUUCCAAAAAAAUGGAUACCACAACGCAUAGACCCAGGAAAUCACUUUCUUCUUUACUCUUAGCAAGAAACUGAGCAGAUUUGUAAAGGGAAUACUUUUAGCAGAUAUUGAGCUGUAUUUAUUUUUUUAUAGUCCACCAGUGUCGCUCUUAUUAAGGAUCUUUUAGCUGCCUACAUUUAAACUGUUUCCCCUGGUAUUUAUUUGUUAAAAAUGUUGAAUGCUAGAUAAUGGAGAGAACUGUAUAUGGGGAUAUAAUGAUCAGUGACCAAAAAUAUUUGGAUUACAUGUAAACUUUUGUCAAAUAGGAAAUUGGAUUAUUUGUUAUAUUGGCAUAUUUUUGUAUUGACUAGCUGUACUUUUUAAAUUUGUGGCUUGCUUACUACUGUAUAUGACUGCUCAGGUAUGUUGGAUGCUGUAUAGGUAUUAUAUACAACUUCAUUAAACCUUUGGAUUUGCCUUAUAAAUGUGCCUUUUCAAAACAUGUGUGCUUUAAUACCAGUAGGUGGCACUCUAUUUCAGUUUUUACAGCUGAGGCCAGAAAUGACUGUUAUAUUCAUGUUGUGUCACAAUCUAUCAUAUGAAAUUUUACUGUACAUCCAACAAAUAACUUUUUGACAACUUUGCACCUCUUAAGUUAAUUUGAACUGUGCAAUGCCUUUAGUGAAGGAGUUUUGUUUGUUGUAGAAUCUCUUUAUGUGUAUGCACUGUAGUGAAUAAUGCACUGGAUGCAUUUGUGUUUCUACUCUGUCCUCUUUUUGUCUGUUUUUUUUUGUAUCAGGAAUGUUUUGGCCAGUGCUUUGUGAAACAUUUUGUUAUUUACAACAAAUUUGAUUAAAGGAAACAAAUUUGGGUCACAUUAAACAAAAGUCAGGAACUUAAACAAUGAAAGCUGAAUGUUUAACAGGUCGGUAUGGUAAUGUAAAGAAAAAAAACUAUACCGCACCAGUGUGUCAUCUGAAGAAUUUAAAGAUCACAUCCGUUGUUUUGAUGUUCAUACCCUUUUUCUCUGCACUGUACAUUCCUCAUGAACAGAACAGUUAUGUCACUUCAUGCUGCAUAUAUUAUCUAUGGACAUUUGCUGUGAUGUUAAAAUAAUCAGAGAAGCACAAGCUUCUUUUUUUCUCUUUUGCUUCUUAAGGGCAAACAUUUUCCAUGGGGCAGGUACGUUUUAUACAGAAAAAAAUCAUUCAUGUGUGUGGUUAGCCUGUUGAUAUUUUAAAUCUAUGUUUUGUUUCUACUGUAUCAUAAUGUACUUAAAGAAUUAAUUAAAAGCACUUAUGUUUUUUGAUGAAAAGCAAGAACAGCAAAUAGUCACAAAGGAUGUGUAGGAUGUUUUUUGAAAUGCUUUAUGAGAUGCUUGCUGGUACAACGCAAAAUAUGUAAAAUGAGCAAGGAUUUAUUAUUUGUGUACUGUCAAACAAAAUGGGAUUAAAUAUGUUAUUACAUUUACACCCCCA